AUGACACUCGCCGCAUUUUCUACCUGUACUCUCUCAGAUGCCCUCCUUAAAUUGGGCGUGGCCUCUGCUGGUCACUUUCCUGAUAUUGUUCGUUUCUCAGGACCAAAGAUCUGUGGCCCAGCUUACACCGUUAAGAUGGUCUACGCCACCGACAAAGAGGCUCCCAAGUUGGAUCAACAUUUCGUGGAUACUGCACCUUCGAACUCAGUUAUUGUCAUAGAUGCUCCUACACAUGCAAAGAAUGCAGUAUGGGGUGGUUUAAUGACCGCUGGUGCAAUAGCUCGGAACGCUUUAGGCGUUGUGAUUUCUGGUCGCUGUAGGGACCUUGCGGAGCAUCGCUCAUUGAAUUUCCCCGUGUUCGCCCGAGGUCAUUCAACUGUUGGCCAGUCUCCAUUUACUCGGCCGUCAGCAGUAAAUGUACCUUUAGAGAUCAGCCCCUUCGAUCCCUACGACGCGUAUUCUGUAGCCUCCCCUCAAUUUCCUUCCGUCUUCGUCAACCCGGGUGAUUGGAUCGUCGGUGACGAAGAUGGUGUUGUAUGUGUUCCAAAGGAGCUGGAAACGAGGGUCAUGGAACUGGCAGCAGAGUUAGUAAAGAUCGACGAUAGAUGCAUGGGAGAUAUCAAAGCAGGCAAAGGCAUCCAGGCGUCGUUCCAACUACAUAGAGGAAAAUGA
This is a messenger RNA of Marasmius oreades (fairy-ring Marasmius), 672 nucleotides long. RefSeq lists its product as uncharacterized. The record is from RefSeq and is a predicted model, not a curated record. The coding region runs from base 1 to 672 and encodes 223 amino acids. Lineage: Eukaryota; Fungi; Basidiomycota; Agaricomycetes; Agaricales; Marasmiaceae. The transcript is spliced from 2 exons.